UCCACCUGAGAGAGAGGAGAGAGAGGGGGCAGAGGCAGAGGGUGCUGUAAACUUUGGAGGUUGCUUGCGGAACAAGGCUCUCUUUCUCCACCCCUCCCUCUUCUCUCCUCUCUCUCUCUCAUGAUCUCAUCAUUAUUAUGGCGGAAUCACAACAACGAGAGAAGCAACAGGAGCAGCACCACCAUCAACCGCCUCCUCCAACCCCUACUCCGCCGUCCGAUCCUCCCAACCCAGUUAUGUCGGAGAGCCCCAUCUCAGACUCACCUCGAUAUCCAUCAUGGUUCACCCCCAAAAGGUUGCUCGUGAUGUUCUGUGUGAUUAACUUGAUUAAUUAUGUCGAUCGAGGAGCAAUAGCCAGCAAUGGUGUCAACGGUAGCAUUGGGAUUUGUGAUCCUAGCGGCAUUUGCACCGCGGGUACCGGAAUUCAGGGAGAUUUUAAAUUGAGCAAUUUUGAAGACGGCUCUCUGUCAUCUGCAUUUAUGGUUGGGCUUCUUGUGGCCUCACCCAUCUUUGCAUCGUUGGCAAAGAGUCACAAUCCCUUUAGGCUGAUUGGAGUUGGAUUAUCUAUUUGGACAUUUGCCACAGCCGGGUGUGGUGGUUCAAUUAACUUUUGGACCAUUGCAAUAUGUCGCAUGCUGGUUGGAGUUGGUGAGGCAUCUUUCAUUAGUCUUGCAGCACCAUUCAUCGAUGACCAUGCUCCUGCAACUCAGAAAACAGCAUGGCUUGCUAUGUUUUACAUGUGUAUACCAACUGGAAUUGCCUUGGGCUAUGUAUACGGCGGAUUUGUGGGAUCCAGUUUCAGUUGGCGUUAUGCAUUCUGGGGAGAGGCAUUAAGUAUGCUUCCAUUUUGUGUAUUGGCUUUUGUGAUGAAACCAUUGGAGUUGAAAGGUCUUGCUCCUGCUGACACAAGAAAAACUUUGGAACCUAUUGAAGCAACUAGUCCUUUAAUUGAAGAUGCGUUUGUAAGGACAGGAACUGCGGGUGGAUCUAAGAUGGUCAACGUAAUGACUAUGAAUGAUUCAGAUGUCACAGAAAAAGCUUCUUGGCCAAGCCCUGCUAAAAAGUCUUUGAGCCAACUCUCAAGAUUCUCAAGAGAUAUGAAAGCGCUUUUGCUCGAUAAAGUUUAUGUUGCUAAUGUCUUAGGUUAUGUGUCAUAUAACUUUGUCAUUGGAGCCUACUCGUACUGGGGACCAAAGGCUGGUUAUGACAUUUAUCAUAUGAAUAAGCCAGAUUUGUGGUUCGGAGCUAUUACAAUUGUUUGUGGAAUUCUGGGGACGUUAGCUGGAGGGCUCAUCCUUGAUGCAGUGACUGCCACAAUUUAUAACGCUUUUAAGCUUCUCUCUGUUGCAACAUUUCUAGGCGCAAUAUUUUGCUUCAGUGCCUUCUGUGUAAGGAACUUGUAUGGUUUUGUAGUUCUCUUCGCAUUGGGGGAGCUCCUUGUGUUUGCAACCCAGGCUCCAGUUAAUUAUGUGUCUCUGCGGUGUGUGACACCAAGUCUUAGGCCAAUGGCUAUGGCUGUCUCAACUGUUUCAAUCCACAUCUUUGGUGAUGUUCCUUCCUCGCCUCUUGCUGGAAUACUCCAGGACCAUGUUAAAAAUUGGAGGAUAACAACUCUUGCUGUGACAUCUGUUCUGUUUCUUGCGUCUGGAAUAUGGUUCCUAGGGAUCUUCGUUAGCAACAAGGGUAGUUCUGACGAAGAUGGUAAGGAAGAAGUCUCCACGGUUGAGACAGUCAAAAAACCACUUGAAGAGAACAGAACUGAGGGAGCAAAAGACCCUGUUGAAGCAUAAAUUGACUAUAGUGAAUGCUUGCAAGUUGCUUGUUUCAUCUAUAAGGUAAUGCCACUGUUACCAUUUAUGCUGGGAAAAUGUGUAAAUAGUGUUAAUUUUCCACGAAAAUCUUCGUGGUUAGUAAAUUCUAGAGUUAAACAGUAACCUGAGCAAUUGAACAACUCACCUCUUGUUCCAAUUCACUAUGACUUGUAAUGCCCGAAUAAUGACGACAAAAUUCAUCUCCAGAAUGCUGAAACCCAUUUGAAAAUUCAUCUGUAGAACUUUCAAGGUGAGAGUUGUAGUGCUGCUUCCGCCGUUUCCAGAUUAGGCCUCUCUAUCGAAUUAUUUUCCAACAAAUUUUUGUUGGGAAUUAUGUAUAUGAUAAAAAAAGUUUGCUUAUUUAUAGUUACCCUUUUAAAUCAAUAUGUAGAGUUUUCUGCCUUGUAAUCUUGUUCAGUUCUCUACAUGUUCUUUCACGGUUGCUGAAAUACCAUCGCUGUAUUCGUUUCAAA
This is a messenger RNA of Malus domestica (apple), 2284 nucleotides long. RefSeq names its product probable sphingolipid transporter spinster homolog 2. The record is from RefSeq and is a predicted model, not a curated record. NCBI's taxonomy places the organism in Eukaryota, Viridiplantae, Streptophyta, Magnoliopsida, Rosales, Rosaceae. Gene Ontology annotation, cellular component: membrane. Gene Ontology annotation, molecular function: transmembrane transporter activity. Gene Ontology annotation, biological process: transmembrane transport.